Molecule: messenger RNA, 2483 nt
Organism: Sander lucioperca (pikeperch)
Lineage: Eukaryota; Metazoa; Chordata; Actinopteri; Perciformes; Percidae
Gene: pou1f1
Product: POU class 1 homeobox 1
Exons: 7
Coding region: 715-1830 (371 amino acids)
Biological process (GO): regulation of transcription by RNA polymerase II
Molecular function (GO): DNA-binding transcription factor activity, RNA polymerase II-specific; RNA polymerase II cis-regulatory region sequence-specific DNA binding
Source: RefSeq, a predicted model, not a curated record
AGUAGCUAGAUAGGAAAUAGGGGGCCUCGAGAGAGGGGUGGUUAGUUGUAGGUGGGUGGGAUAUAAAUACCUGCAGUUGACAGGGGCGGCAAAAAGCUGAGGGCAUGACAGACACUGGCUUACCUGCAUCUGUAAUAGAGAAAAAGAGACAGGGACAUGCAUUGCAGAGGCCUUAGUGAGAGAAAGCUAGAUAGUUGAGAAACACCUUUGAGCAGAUACAUCAGUGAUAGUAACUUGAACCGGAAACUCAUCGCUAUUCAUCUUUGAGUUCUGGCUGAAGUGCUGACAUCUAUGUCUCUUAGAGAGAAAAAGGUAACCAUUGACAGUUUUCUACCUGCAAAUUCCCAAGUGACUGAAGGGAGAACUGUGCUUGGCUGAAUUAGGGAGAAAAGAACAAGCAAGGAAGACGACAGAAGAAGUGAACAAAGACAAGACACGGCUAGAAAAAGACAAGGCAGAACAAGAGAAGGCCAAAGAAGACGAGACAAAGACAAAAGGUAAGACGAGGUAAGACAAGACAUAACAAGACUCAAGAAAGGAAGGGAACAGAAGAUAUUUCAAGAGGACGAUAAAAAGACACAGGACAAGGAAAGCAACGAUGGGAGGCAAGACCAAUUAAAGCAAGAGAGGGCAAGGCAAAGAAAGGAAACCAGUUAAGGGAUCACGUCAAACUUCAGUGUACCAUUGGGACCAUUCGAGAGAGGCCAGAGAAGAAUGGCAUGCCAGGCAUUCAGCGGCGACUCCUUCACCCCACUUUCAGGCGAUUCACCCUUGCCAAUCCUCAUGCACCACGCCUCUCCCGGUGACUGCCUGCCAGCCAGCUCCCAUGCUCACAGCAUGGUUUCUGCAGUAUCAUCUGGACUGUCCCUGGGUCAGCCCACCAAGCGCUCCCAUAUGCAUCUGUCCACAUCCUCCUUCGGCAACGCCCCCCCCGGCCUACAUUACCCAGUCACCCCCUGUCACUACAGCAACCAGCAGGCCACCUACGGCAUGAUGGCAGCUCAGGAGAUGCUUUCUGCCAGUAUUUCUCAGACUCGUAUCCUGCAGACAUGUGGUGUCCCUCACCCCAACAUGGUAGGCAGUGCAAACCCAUUGCAAGGGUCUCUUACUCCUUGCUUGUACAAGUUUCCAGACCAUGGUCUAAGUAGUGGUUCGUGUGCACUAAGUCAUGGUUUCUCCUCACUGCCACCGGCCCUCCUCUCCACUGAUGAGGCUCCUGGGGGCCCGAGUAUUGGAGAGAUGAAAACUGACGGCCAGAGGAAGAGCAUGCGGGACCCAGAAGAUGUCCCUGCCAUGGACUCCCCGCAGAUACGAGAGCUGGAAAUGUUUGCCAAUGACUUCAAAAUACGGAGGAUCAAACUUGGCUACACACAGACUAAUGUAGGCGAGGCUCUUGCAGCAGUGCACGGCUCAGAGUUCAGCCAGACCACAAUCUGCCGCUUUGAAAAUCUACAGUUGAGCUUCAAGAACGCCUGCAAACUCAAGGCCAUCCUGGCUAAAUGGCUUGAUGAAGCUGAGCUGGCUGGUGCAUUGUACAAUGAUAAAAUAGGAAUGAAUGAGCGGAAGAGGAAAAGGAGAACAACUAUCAGCUUGGGAGCUAAGGAGGCUCUGGAGCACAGCUUUGUGGAAAAGAGUAAGCCAUCCUCCCAGGAAAUAGCCCGGAUAGCUAAAGGCCUCCAUUUGGAGAAGGAGGUGGUCAGAGUCUGGUUCUGCAACAGACGCCAAAGAGAGAAACGGGUCAAAACCAGCCUCAACCUCAGCUCCUGUUUGAGCAAACUCAGCCCACACUGCAUUGUACAGAUGAGUAAAACACAAAGACCAAUGACAUAGUUGAAGAUUCAGCUAGUGUCGCUCACCUCGAGUCUGAUGGAGCCUCCUUCGUGACCACAGCCAGUGAAAAUGGAUUAUUUCUAAAUCAGGGAACACCCAAUGAUAAAAACUGCCCUCACACUGCAUUAAGCAGCUGCUGACGCACUUGAAACUAUUUCAUUGCUAUAACAAUGACAUGAUAAUUUAUAUUCUGUGAAGGUCAGCCUGACAAAAAAACAACUGAGAACAAUCCAACUCUAAGAAAACAUGCGUCAUUGUCAGUUUGUAACUUGACUCCAAAGUGACAAAUGUUUUGAUCUAAAGAGACAUCCCUUAUUGCAAUCUGCUGCAGUUUUCUUAAUGCCAUUUUACCAGAAAUAUGUCUUUACAGUAUUUUAAUCUCCACGUCCCAGAAAAAUCCACUAUAAAAAAAGUAUAUGAAUGCCAAAUAGCAGCUCAGUAAGUUUUUUUUGUUGUUAUUGGAAGUUGAUACUGUGAAGAUAAAAGGCUUUCAUUAACCACAUAUGAUCUGCUGGUUUGACGCUGCAGCGACCAUGACCUGACAUUUAGAUCUUCACUGUGCCUUGUUUGCUAUAUGCAUGCUGAAAGUAUAUUAGUUACACAAAUCAAAUAUAAUGUAAUCUACCAGCACCAGAGUGCAGGUGAGCACUCGU